AUGUCAGAUACAUUCCUAGAUAAUUUUAAUGCUAAAUGCACUACAUAUUUCAAUUCAGAAUUCAAUACUCGUUUACUAUCUUCCUCAUCAACAGAUAAGUCAACAGCAUGUGAAUAUUAUUUAGCUGAAUAUCAACGAUGUAUGAAUGAACAAAAAAAUUUUGUCAAUUAUAUUCAUGAACAAAGAAACUUAUUAGAUAAUUUAAAAUCAUGUGAAACAACAAUCGAUACAUUUCUUGAACGUUUGAAAAUUAUACAUGAAUAUGAAUUAAAACAAAAUGAAAUAUUCGAACAAAUUCUACAUGAAUUAACGAAAAUUAAUCCAUCGAGUAAAGAAGAACGUAUUCGACUUUUAGGACAAAUUGAUGAAUUAAUUGCUUCGAAACCAAAAUUAACAGGAAAUAUUACGGAUAAUAAUCCAACAACAACAACAACAACAAAACUCAUGGCUAAAUCAAGCGAUACAUUUAAAAUUAUCUUAUAA
Adineta steineri is the source of this 483-nucleotide messenger RNA. The record is from the annotation of a GenBank genome assembly. NCBI's taxonomy places the organism in Eukaryota, Metazoa, Rotifera, Eurotatoria, Adinetida, Adinetidae.